CAAAGGGGAAGACUGCAGAGGCGGCGAGCAACAGAGGGAGAGUCAGAUGAACGCUGAAGAAAGAGACGAGCGUGCAGAAGAGAAGAGUAGGGGCAGCAAGCAGGAGGAAAUUGAAGAGCCAGAGCAAUUUGGUAUGGAUUGUACGGAGUAAGAAGCAGCAUGAAAUCGGCGCUGCAAUGAAAGCAAGAGACAGGCGUAUGGAUUAGAGCAGAUGGGCGGUGAGUUAUCAUUAUUUUCGAAAGAUCCUCCCCUUUUUCUUCCUAUAUAUGGAUGUUGAAGCGCUGAGAAAGGGGGAUCGAAGUUUUGAGAGCACGAAAGACAAAGCUGAGUUCGACGCUGUCCAAGGGAGAGAGAACCGAGAGGGCGCGAGAGGGAUUCAGAGACAAAUUUGAGAAGGAGAGAGCAACAGUGAACGAGAAAAGAGGAAGAGGCACUGCACAGGAUCAGACAAACAAAGCCGACUAGCACUGUGGCACUGGUCAUAAUCGGGAUGAGACUUUUGACUUCCACUGAGACUGGAUUGGACUUACAGCCAUGACAGGGACCAGAUGGGUAACUUCCAUCGGCAUCUAACUGACAGCGAUGAACUGAACUGGACGUCCGACUUCUACUGGAAUUUGAUCGACGUCAACGACGAGGACCAGACAACUGAUAUCCACCAGGAUAGAACCGAUAGUGAUGACGUGGACUGUACGACCGACUUUCACUGAGGACUAGGCAACCGAUUUUCAAAAGGACCGGAUUGACGGUGAUGACAGGGACCAAAUGGCCUACUUCCACCUGGACUGGACCAACAGCAGUGAUGGGGAUUGGAUGAUCGAAUUCUACUGAGACCAGAUCGACAGUGAUGACAGGAACUAGAUGACCAACUUCCACCGUUGAUUUGGUCCCGAUGGAAGUUGGUAGUCUUGUUCCUAUCAUCGCCGUCACUUUAGUCUCGGUGGAAAUCGGCUGUAUGGUGUUAGUGGAAGUUAGCAGUCUGGUCCCCUUUGUCAUUGUCGAUUCGGUGUCGGUGGAAGUCAGCCAUCCCAUCCCGGUCAUCACCGUCGGUCCGAUGUCGAUGGAAGUCGGCCCUUUUAUCAUCGUUGUUGGCCUAGUGUCAGUGGAAGUAGGUCAUCUGGUCCCUGUUAUCGCCAUCAAUUCGAUCCAACUAGAAGUUGACUGUACGAUCCUGAUGGAAGUCAACUGUUCGAUCCUUGUUCUUCAUUGUCUAUUUAAUCUUGAUGGAAGUCGGCCGUACAGUUCUAGUAGAAGUUGGCCAUCCAAUCCCUGUCAUUGUCGUCGAUCCGGUCUGAGUGGAUGUCGAUCAUCAAGUUCCCAUUGUCAGUUCAGUCUUAAUGGAAGUCGACCAUCCAAUCCCAAUCGUUGUCAUUGGUCCGGUGCCGAUUGAGGUCAGCCAUUAGUCCCCGUCAGGGCUGUCAGUCUGAUCUUGAUGGAAGUCAACUAUCCAGUUCUCGUCUUUGCCAUCGGUCUGGUCCCAGUGGAAGUCGGUCGUCCUGUCCCGGUCAAUGAUAGCAGCUUGUUUCUAUGAACUUUGAUAGUUCAACUAAUUACCAUUAGGAAGUUGAUCAAGCCUUAUACAUUUGGGUCAAGGUACAAAAGAGCUUGAUUUAGGAUUUGAAAUAAUAAAAGUUUAGAAAGAAUUUCAAAUUAUAAAGAA
Messenger RNA from Prosopis cineraria, 1660 nucleotides. RefSeq lists its product as uncharacterized. The transcript has 2 exons. The coding region runs from base 893 to 1390 and encodes 165 amino acids. The record is from RefSeq and is a predicted model, not a curated record. NCBI's taxonomy places the organism in Eukaryota, Viridiplantae, Streptophyta, Magnoliopsida, Fabales, Fabaceae.